AUGGCUAAUGACGCUCCCAUCCUGAUAAUUGGAGCUGGUGUUGUGGGUCUAGCUCUGGCUCAGGCAUUGAAGAAGGAGGGCAUCCCUUUUCGCAUUUUCGAGCGUGACGAACAUAUAGACGUUCGUGGUCAUGGGUGGGCGAUUACACUAUGGGUUUUCGAAGCGCUUGAGGCCUGUUUGCCUGCGACCAUGAUUGGCCGCCUCCAUACCGCAGAGGUAGAUCCUUCAUCGGCUCGCAGAAAGCUUGCCAAGUUUUGCUACCUCAACCUUGCGGAUGGAAGCAGGUUAUAUGAGUUUGAACUUCCUCGUCAACGACGAAUUAACCGUGAAAAAUUCCGAAAGGCUAUGCUCGAAGGCAUCGACGUGGAGUGGAACAAGCAUAUCAGCGGCAUUGACUUGCUGGACUCUGGUGUACAAGUUUCGUUUCAAGAUGGCACAACAGCCGAAGGUGCUAUGGUGGUCGGCGCUGAUGGAGCUACAUCCAUGACUCGACGCCUUCUUUGUCCAGACAACGGGCAUCUGGAGCAAUUGCCCAUCCGAUUCAUGGGUGUCACGAUUAAACUUACACCCGAACAGAUCGCGCCUCUACGAGCUGUCGAUCCCAUGCUGUUUCAAGGCACACAUCCUGAGACUGGCUCAUUUCUCUGGUACUCACUGCUAGAUACUCCUGAGGUGAAUGGUUCGUCCGGCGAUGGGGCUUACUACGCCUGCCAGCUCAACAUAUCCUGGCCAGUUCAUACCCCUGAAGACGAGAUUCCUGCUACGAAUAAGGAACGAGUAGCCAAGAUGAAACAAUUAGCGAAGCCGUUUCAUGGUGAGUUGGGAACAGCUUUCUCAUAUAUCCCAGAUGAUAUGGAGAUUACUGAGAUCAAGCUUCGUGACUGGCGGCAUUUGGAGUGGCCUUCGAAUCAGGGAAGAACCACUCUCAUCGGCGACGCCGCUCACGCUAUGGUUAUGUGUAAGUAUUGA
Phaeoacremonium minimum UCRPA7 is the source of this 969-nucleotide messenger RNA. RefSeq names its product putative fad-binding domain containing protein. The record is from RefSeq and is a predicted model, not a curated record. Gene Ontology annotation, molecular function: FAD binding. The transcript has 2 exons. The coding region runs from base 1 to 969 and encodes 322 amino acids. Lineage: Eukaryota; Fungi; Ascomycota; Sordariomycetes; Togniniales; Togniniaceae.